This is a messenger RNA of Brassica napus (rape), 1528 nucleotides long. Its product is annotated as probable thiol methyltransferase 2. The transcript has 8 exons. The record is from RefSeq and is a predicted model, not a curated record. NCBI's taxonomy places the organism in Eukaryota, Viridiplantae, Streptophyta, Magnoliopsida, Brassicales, Brassicaceae. The coding region runs from base 700 to 1317 and encodes 205 amino acids. Gene Ontology annotation, molecular function: S-adenosylmethionine-dependent methyltransferase activity.
UAAAAUAAUAUAAUUUUAUAGUUCCAAAUUGAGUUUUUGGUUCAAUUAAUAUAUCGAUAAAUUAAUAUCUUUAUAAAUUAAUAAAAAAAAUUAUAAUUUUGGUGUAGUUCCAACAUUAUUAAUUUAUAGAUGUUUCACUGUAUAUGUCCUAAAUCAAACAUUCAACGUCUCAUCACUCCACAUUGUGAAUAGUGAUGAUGCCUCACUGAUCAUUAAAGAAUACGCUUCAACUUGUGGAUGUUUUGUGAUUAUUCACCGUUAACUAAACGUGUAUAAGGACCGUUGAAUAAGAUGUGAAACAUUCAUAUAAUAUAGUAUCAUAUGUAACUUUAGUAUUCAACAUUUCCCUCUUAUUUAAUCUGUUUUUAGUAAAAGACGAAAAUCUAGUUCGCUUUGUGCUCGUCACAUGUAUCAGGCUUGAAUAAUCUUUUUAUGAGUUAUAUUAGACGUUCAGAAGAUUGAAAAAGUCCUGUUGAGUUUAUCCAUACGUCAUUGCUGAUUCGGUGCAUUGGUUGUUAGAGUAGAAACCUGGUCUCCAGAUAUAUUUUAAUACUCUUUUUAAGUACUUUGAAUAAUUUUCCUCUGUUGUAGAAAAUUAUAAGCAGGUCUAGGUUAUAUAUAUAAUAUACAAGUAAGGUUAUAACCCUCAGGCAACAAAGAAGAAGAACAAGAACCUUUAGAUCGCAUAGAUCAACCAAUAUGGAUCAUAUCAAAGAGCCUCCUGGUGGAUGGGAAAAUAUGUGGGUAGAGGGACGAACACUGUGGGAUUUAGGAGAAGCAACUCCUAUUGUUGUUCAUCUCUGCGAAACGAGUUCUUUGCCUAAUGGUAGAGCUUUGGUUCCUGGAUGUGGAACCGGCUAUGAUGUGGUUGUGAUGGCAAACCCUGACCGUCAUGUUAUUGGACUUGAACUUUCAAAAACCUCAGUCGAAAGAUCAAUGAAGAUGUUCUCUUCAUUGCCUAAUUCAAAACAUUUCUCCUUCUUGAAAGAAGAUUUUUUCACUUGGGAGCCAACUGAAAAGUUCGAUCUUAUUUUCGACUACAAUUUUUUCUGUGCCUUUGAACCUAAAGUUCGACCUCUAUGGGCAAAGCGUAUGCAAGAACUUCUGAACCCUGGUGGAGAGCUUAUAACAUUGAUGUAUCCUUUAAGUGGUGGAACACCUGGUCCACCUCCUUAUCGAGUAUCAGUCUCAGCCUAUGAAGAGCUUUUGAUUCCCUUAGAGUUUGAGGUGAACUCUAUUGUUGAUAACGAACUUGCUCCAGCUACACGCAAGGGAAUGGAAAAAAUUGGACGAUGGAAGAAGAAGAAGUCAGUGUGAUGAUUCCUCUUUGUCGUCACAUUCUCAUGGCUCUAUCUAUAGAUCAAUAAAGAUUUACAUUUUUUUUAAGUUUCCCUGUCAGAACCGAAUGUACUAUUUACACAUUUAAGAAUACAGUGUCUUUGACCGUCUUACAAAUUUUGUAAUAAUUAAAGGACAUAAUAAAUGUGUUGUUUUACUACUUUUUAGCGAGAUCCAGUGUCAAAUUCCA